Messenger RNA from Hevea brasiliensis (rubber tree), 1455 nucleotides. Its product is annotated as protein HEADING DATE REPRESSOR 1. Gene Ontology annotation, biological process: regulation of flower development. NCBI's taxonomy places the organism in Eukaryota, Viridiplantae, Streptophyta, Magnoliopsida, Malpighiales, Euphorbiaceae. The record is from RefSeq and is a predicted model, not a curated record. The coding region runs from base 596 to 1219 and encodes 207 amino acids. The transcript is spliced from 3 exons.
UAAAAGCAAAAUUGCCUUGAAGGAUGAAGCACAGCAGGCAGGGCAAGACAGGACAAUGAAAGCUUGGAAAUUUUGCUCACUUCUGUAAAGAGAUUCCAAAUUCCAAGAAAGUUCCUCACUUGAAGAAAAAUCUUUUAUGCUACAGGGGAUAUGCUUUCUACAUUUUCUUAUUUAAUAUUUUUAUUGUUUAAUUUUAUAAAAAUACGUUUCGGUAGAUUAAUAAAGGUAUUUUGAUUAAAAAAUAAAAAAAAAACCAGGAGUUCUACGUAGAAAGGCAAGUUAAAUGGGACCCAAAUAGACAUCUGUUGGCUUAAAAUCUUCUACGGAAGAGCCAAAUCCCACGGAAGAGCCAAAUCCCAAGCUCUGAGAAGCAUUGAUUGUCCCGUCAUCACUCUGUAACCCAAUAGCCAACGCCAACAAAUUAUCUUCUUCUUUCUUCCCUUGUAGUUGAAGACCAGAAACCAAGGUACAAGGAAAGAAAAACUAAGAGAGACCUUGAUAUGUUCGAUUCUUGAUACUUCAAGCUCCUCUCCAAUGGAAAAAAAGAAAGACUACAGUAAUAAGGAUGGGAAGAAGGUGAUGGAUCGGCUUUUGGAUGGCUUCUCUCCAGUUUCUACACCUAGGAUCUUUUGGAAAUCUCGAAGGAGAUCAGAAUGGUAACUUGUUUCCAACAGCUAGCGGGAGGAGUUUAGACAAGGUAACAGACGAUACUGCGAAUGAAACUCCCAACAAACAGGAAGAAUUUUCCAAUGAUGAAAAGAUGCAGGAGGCCAAUGCACUUACGGAACUUUCAGAGCGGCGAAAGGCUCUCUUUGAACCAUUGGAACCUGUAACAAAUAUCAAUGGAAAACGACCAUCAGCUGAAUCCCUUCUCCCUCCACCUGAUUUCGACUCAACAAGCUAUCCCAAGGGUUGGCUAAUUGGAAAGAAGCGGAAGCUUGUUAAUGUAGAUGUUGUUGAAAGCAUGAGGAGGAUUGCUGUUCAGGAAAUGAACAGAAAGGACAGAGAAAUCAAUGGAUUAAAUGAGCAGUUGGAAGGGGAUGCAAGGUGUCUAGAACACCUGCAACUCCAGCUUCUGCAAGAACGAAGUAAACGUGCCGAGGUAGAGAGAGAGAACACUAUGCUGCAGGAGCAAAUAUCCAUGCUGAUGAACAUGCUAGAGGAAAAUGAACAAAUGGGUGAUGAAGGUGCCAGGGAUGAAGACCCUGAUGAACCUUAAACGGUAGCUUGAUUUUCUGUUUUAUUUUUUUGUAGGCUUGUUUGAAAAGUUAGAAGGAAUCACACAUGAAUAUAAAUAUAUAUGUCCUGAUAGUUUGUUGGAGGUGGUAUUGCUAUUACUUUGCGCAUGAUUGAUGUUGUUUAUAAUAGUCUCAUAUUUCGUAGGCGUAUACACCGAAGUAAUUUGUUCAUCUGUUAUUGCCUUGGCCAAGAAUAUUCAAUAUUUUUUCUUCUCAA